Messenger RNA from Ectocarpus siliculosus, 930 nucleotides. The record is from the annotation of a GenBank genome assembly. NCBI's taxonomy places the organism in Eukaryota, Phaeophyceae, Ectocarpales, Ectocarpaceae.
AUGCUUGCAGACGAGAAGAAGCUGAUCGGCAACCGCAAAAUCAGGGAUGUCUAUCUCGUAGAAUGGGGGGGGCGGAAGCUGGUCGUCAAGGCCCUUCGGGAGGACUUCGAGCUGAAAGCUAGCAGGAGAAGAGUAGACAAGAUCCACCGCCGGGAGGCCGCGGCGCUCGACGAGGUUCGAGGGCACCCCAACAUCGUCGACAUGGUGGGCCUCUGCGAGUCGUCUUCGGUGUCGGAGUUUGUCCCGGGCAGCCUGGAUGACCUGGUCCUCAAAGACGGAGCGAAACCGCUGCCGAUCGCGUUGGUGGUGUCCAUGGCUCUGGACGCCGCCCGAGGGCUACAGGCCCUCCACGAGGCUCCAGGGGGAGCCAUCGUCCACUCCGACAUCAAGCCGCAGCAGCUCAUGCUGGACGAGUACGGGAGGGUCAAGAUCAACGAUCUCAGCAUGUGUAGGUUUCCGCCGGCCGACGUGGAAGGGAAUACUUGCCCGUACCCCGCACGCGCGUGUAAAUCAGGACCAUUUCGCUCGCCAGAAAACAUCGCCGGAGAGCCGCUAUCUGAAAAGAUCGACGUCUACAGCUUGGCCAUGACAUUUUACACUAUGCUGGCCCUCAAGCCACCCUACAAGGGCGAACCGGGAGCAAGGGCAAGGAUCCUCGCCGGAAUCCCGCCUUCAGUCAACCUCUCUUGGGAUCGAGAUUUCGUCGAGAUACUCGGAGACAUGUGGCAGCGCGACCCUAAGGCAAGGCCUUCCGCGAGAAGAGUGGUCGAGCGGCUGGAACUGCUUCAGAGCCGUAAUGUUCUCGACCCCGAACAACAGCGGCAGCCAUCAGAAAGCAAAGUUCCGAACCUCGAGCCACAUCUAUAUGUGCGCGCUCGUGCCGGGGAAAAGCGAGCGAGCCGCCUGUGGCAACGAAACAGACACACCUGA